AUGUCAAACAUUGGUAUCAAUGGAUUUGGUCGUAUUGGCCGAUUGGUGUUGAGAGCUUCGCUGGAAAAAGGCGCCAAAGUUGUAGCCAUCAACGAUCCAUUCAUUGGUAUUGAAUAUAUGGUAUAUCUAUUCAAGUACGAUUCCACUCAUGGACGUUUCAAAGGCGAAGUUUCUGUUGACGGAGACGUUCUUAUUGUCAAUGGAAACAAGAUCAAGGUGUUCUCUGAACGCGACCCAAAGGCUAUCCAAUGGGGAUCUGCUGGUGCUGAUUACGUAGUAGAAUCCACUGGUGUGUUUACUACCAUUGAAAAAGCAUCUGCUCACUUGGAAGGUGGAGCCAAGAAAGUUAUCAUCUCUGCACCAAGUGCUGAUGCACCAAUGUUUGUUGUUGGUGUUAACUUGGAUGCAUACAAUCCAUCAUUCAAAGUUGUAUCUAAUGCUUCAUGCACAACUAACUGCUUGGCUCCAUUAGCCAAGGUUAUUCAUGACAACUUUGGAAUUGUUGAAGGUCUUAUGACUACUGUUCACGCUACCACCGCCACCCAAAAAACUGUUGAUGGACCAUCUGGAAAAUUGUGGAGAGAUGGCAGAGGUGCUGCCCAAAACAUCAUUCCUGCAUCUACUGGAGCAGCCAAGGCUGUUAGUAAGGUUAUCCCAGAACUUAAUGGAAAAUUAACUGGAAUGGCUUUCAGAGUACCAGUUGCUAAUGUUUCUGUUGUUGAUUUGACCGUAAGACUUGCAAAACCAGCAUCAUACCAAGAUAUCAAAGAUAAAGUCAAGGAAGCCGCAGAAGGGCCAUUGAAAGGAAUUUUGGGUUACACUGAAGAUGAAGUUGUGUCUUCCGACUUUAUUGGUGAUACCCACUCAUCAAUCUUUGACGCUAAGGCGGGAAUUUCAUUGAACGACCAAUUUGUCAAACUUAUCUCAUGGUACGACAAUGAAUAUGGUUACUCCAACCGUGUUGUGGAUUUGAUCAAGUACAUGCAAUCUAAGGAUUAA
This is a messenger RNA of Macrosiphum euphorbiae (potato aphid), 999 nucleotides long. NCBI's taxonomy places the organism in Eukaryota, Metazoa, Arthropoda, Insecta, Hemiptera, Aphididae. The record is from the annotation of a GenBank genome assembly.